UAGUGUGUUUAUGAUGAGUCGCCCCAGUAACACUGAAACCCUGUUCAUUUGUGUACGAUUGAAUCCACUGAGUAGGUGAAUAUAAUCUCUGUUGGUUAAUGAAGACAAGUGAGUAGAGUGUGGCUUGAACUGGUGAUCGUCUGGAAUUUGACAUAAUGCCAAACAAAGCUCAGGAGGAUGCUGUAAUUAACCUGAAGACUUUGCAGGAGAUUUCCCAGCAGCUUGGUUUUGAGUGGACAGUUUUGGGGUAUGAACUUGGCUUCAGCAGAACUGAGAUAGCACGUUUCCACGCCAAGUCUACAGAGAAGACUGCCCAGGCCAGGACCAUGUUAGAAAACUGGUAUGAGAUGUCAUGGGACAAGCCCAAUAAGACUAAGGUUCUCCAGAAUGGGCUGGAGCGAGCAGGCAGACGGGACCUGGCUGAGAGGCUGCGCUGCCUCCACUGGGGACACCAGAAGCUGAGCCGGAGGGUGGAGCUGCCUUCUGCCUUUCCGUUUAUAAUCACAGUCCACAAGACCAUCCACAACCAAGACGCACUGCGCAGGAUUAACGAACUUAACCGUAGAUAGACUUAAACCUGGGUAAAAAUGCACAUUGUUGUGGCUAUUACCAUGAUACCUGAGGCGUGUAGUUAACUGAACAAACAAUUGUUAAACUUAAACUUAAGCCAUGCAUGUAAUUAUGCAAACUGUAAAAUGCAGCUCAUCUUGUAAAAAAGCUUUUCAAUAAAGAUUAAAAAACAAAAAUA
This is a messenger RNA of Labrus mixtus (cuckoo wrasse), 748 nucleotides long. RefSeq lists its product as uncharacterized. The coding region runs from base 156 to 569 and encodes 137 amino acids. Gene Ontology annotation, molecular function: protein binding. Gene Ontology annotation, biological process: signal transduction. NCBI's taxonomy places the organism in Eukaryota, Metazoa, Chordata, Actinopteri, Labriformes, Labridae. The transcript is spliced from 4 exons. The record is from RefSeq and is a predicted model, not a curated record.